This is a messenger RNA of Suillus plorans, 2339 nucleotides long. RefSeq lists its product as uncharacterized. Gene Ontology annotation, molecular function: protein kinase activity; ATP binding. Bases 177 to 2339 code for a protein of 720 amino acids. The record is from RefSeq and is a predicted model, not a curated record. The transcript is spliced from 6 exons. Gene Ontology annotation, biological process: protein phosphorylation. NCBI's taxonomy places the organism in Eukaryota, Fungi, Basidiomycota, Agaricomycetes, Boletales, Suillaceae.
GUUAACGUUCAGUUCUAAUUAUAUGACUUUGCUAUCACUACUAGUAACACAACGAUCUACCAGAGUACGGCUUCCUCUUGGUCCCUGCGAGUAACAGAUUAAUCCUGUUCUUGUGGAACAAUUACGGUUUCAUCUUGCCCAAGCCACCGUGACAUUGCCUUUGCUUGUCUCAUCGAAUGAUGCUCUCCGUGACUCCUCAUACACCACCAUCACAUAAUUCCCCAAUGUUACCGCCAGAUACAGUUCCAUUCAUUCGUCAUACCUCAGGAGCUGAUUAUCGCACGGGGGAUCUGAAACUGGGCCGCACCGCUGUUCUCACUGAUUUGGGAAGGUAUCUGCGGGUUCCAUUCGAUUGCCUGGUGAAAUGCGUUGGUGCCAUGCCCUCUCAGCAGGAUCUGCAGCAGAUACGCAACAACUUGACAAAGUGCAAGAUUCUCACCGACGACAAGAGUGGCUUGCGAUGGACGGACUUUACCCCACCUGCCACAUCAAAAGUGUCCGAAGAGAAUGCGUUUAAGCCCCUCGGUCGCAUCAUCGCUGAAAUUUUGGCGGAAGUCCCGAAGAGUGGAGUCUCGUUCCUAGCGAACCCAAACGUGUCACCCCUGUCGCAGCGCAACAAUACUUCCAGGCCUGAUGGAUACCUUGUACUUAGCAGCCAAAAAACCCAGCCCAAGAUACAUUGGUUCGAUAUUGCUGUUCCAUUUGAGUUCAAGAAGGCACAGGAUAGAGAGUCUCUCCGAGAUGACGAACAUAAGAUAAUCUGGAGCCUUCACAGUAUCAUGCGCGAGGAUCUUCGUCGUCGUUUUGCGUUUGGUAUCACAAUGGAGGACACGCAAUUGAGACUGUGGCUCAGCAAUCGAGCGUUCCUUGCAGUUACGGAACCUAUCAACUUCUUCGAGAACAUCGAUGGUGUUAUCUCGCUCUUUUACGCUCUUGGAUCUGCGUCUUCGGAUUUGAAAAACCUCGGAUGGGACCCCACUGUCGAGCGGAUCCGUGAUGAGGAGGGUUUCCAAUACAAGUUCACUAUUGGGGAGGAAGUGUUCACCACGACACGUGAACUUGCAACCUAUGGCGCAGACUCUAUGGUUGGGCGUGGAACUCGCGUGUACGAAGCCAAAGACGCCAAGGGAAAGAAAGUUGCCCUCAAAGAUUCAUGGAGAGAAGCUGGACGUCAAUCAGAGGGCGAAAUCCUAGAAAACAUCUUGGCUUCCUGUGCGAAGAAGCUGCAAGCGGAGGAGUUGGCGGACGCCAAGAAGCACUUCGUUGGAGUCCGGCUCUGGCAGGAUGUAACAAUCAACGAUGCCCUAGACGAGACGCUGGACCCGAUGUUCGUAGAAGAGCAUAAUCAUACCUGGGUGUCCAUCGACCUCAAUCCCAUCGUCUCUACGACACCACAUUUACCUAGCACAGGCGACGUACCCCACUCUGGUCAGCUGUCUACCUUUCUUUCCACACAAUUGGGCAUCAUUGCGCGAAAAGACAUUGGCAUCCCACGCAGAGUCCAUACUCGCACUAUCUUCCAUGAUGUAGGAGUAGCUCUCAAGGAUGUCACCUCUUUGGCUGACAAUCUGAAUUGCUUGUCCGGCGCACUUUUGGCCUUGCGUUAUAUGCACAAAGCAGGCUGGGUCCAUCGCGAUUUCAGCGUCGGGAACGCAAUUUGGGUCGGGGGUGUGGGGAAGUUGGGUGACUUCGAGUACGCGAAAGAGAUUGAUUCAAACACUUCUAAUGAUGUUCGAACGGGAACGAUGCAUUUCAUGGCUGUGGAAGUAGAAAGCCAGGAAUACCUUUUCUCCCCACGUCAUGCAUACCAUCGGCACCAGCCUUCAUUUCGCAUGAAUUUCCUGCACGACAUUGAAUCCAUAUGGUGGGCAUUUACCUGGAUUUUAUUUUAUCACACGGACACGAAGACGGCGAACGCCGACCAUUCCUUUGAUGCACAUGCUCAGUUGAAAGAAUAUCAUUCGGCCUUCCCUGGUACGGUCGGCCAGACAUCACGCCUUCAAUUCUUCCUCCGCACUGGAAAACUCCAAACGAAGCUUGAAAAUCUCCUUUCAAAGACGUGCUUUAAUGUUUGCAGCCAUAUUAUUCCUGAUCUCGCACAUGCUCUCCAAGAUGGCUAUGAAAAGGCGGAGGCAAAAUUUCCCACGCUAACGCUCGACGAUGCUCUUCUGAACGAUAUGCACACAAAAGCGGCAACACAUCUUAAUGAUGCGCAACGGCGUGCUGGUGGCAUAGAACUGUGUCCGCUCUCCAAUCUCCUGAAGCAGAAGAGGCCCAGACCGGGAGAUGAAACAUCGCCCCCGCCAAAAAAUCAAGGGAAGAAGCCUCGACGCGAUUGA